Messenger RNA from Fimicolochytrium jonesii, 1320 nucleotides. RefSeq lists its product as uncharacterized. Bases 1 to 1320 code for a protein of 439 amino acids. The transcript is spliced from 2 exons. Lineage: Eukaryota; Fungi; Chytridiomycota; Chytridiomycetes; Spizellomycetales; Powellomycetaceae. The record is from RefSeq and is a predicted model, not a curated record.
AUGGCGUCCCGGCCCCGCCUCAACGCCGACAUCCUCCACCACCUCUUCACUCACUUCCUCACCCGCCGCGACCGCAGCGUCUGCGCUCAAGUCUGCCGCGCAUGGGAACACAUCGCGACGCCCAUCCAGUGGCGCGCUCCCACCGUCUCCGUUUCCAAUGUCGAGAGUAUCGCUGAUAUCCUCGGUCUGCAGUCAAUAAAUCACGUCGCUAGGAAAUUCACGCGGUCGGUUUCACGAAGUCGUGGCGUGUCGCGAUCCCGGGAUUUGAACGCGAAUAUGGGUGGGAAUGGGAGGGAUGCGGCGCGCGCGCGGUUCAUUGUGAAUCUGGUGAGGAGGUUGACGCUGAGGGUGGAAUAUACAGGCCCGGCGUGGGGCGUGUGGAGGGACGAGGCGAAAUGUUGGGCCGAGUUUUGUGGGCGGUUGGAGCUGGUAAUUAAGUGUUUGGGCGUUGUGAGGGAUGCGGGCGUUUUGGAGCAUGUCCACCUCAUCUUUAACAUCCACCUCGGCCACCUCAACCAUACGUCCCCCAUGCUCAACCACCUCGCCACCCUCCUGGAUACCCUCUUCACCACCCACCUCGCCCUCCGCCACACCUCCCUCACAUCCCAGAACCCACGCCCACUCACCCUCCACCUAACCUACAACCUCCCCACUGCCCCUCUCCUGCAACCCCACAUCCACAGUCUCUCAUCCACACACUCCACCCACGCCGCGCACCUACACGCCCUCACAAUCCACGGCGAGUGGGCGACGGAAUCCGAUCUCGUUGCCGUGCUCAGUUCCGCGGUGCCGCCGCCGUCGCAUAGAAGGGGGUCGGAGUUUGAGCUGAAUCUUGUGGGGUGUGUGGUGAGUGAUGCGGUUUGGGAGGCGCUUGUGAGAGGGUUCAAUGAGGGCGUGUUUGGCGUGGGAGAUGGGUGGGCUGGGUCAGGUGUGGGUGAGGGGAGGAGGGGACGGAGGCAGAGGAGGAGGAUGCGGAAUCGGUCGGCUACGCCUGGUAGUGUGGAAGGGUCAUCGUCAGCGUCAUCAUCAUCUACCACUACGACAAACACGCUCACCCCACCAUCCCCAACCUCCUCGUCAUCAUCCCCACCCGCACACCCACCAACCCGCCGCCUCCGCCUCCUCACCAUAGCCUCCUCAGCCCUCUCCAACCCACUCAAUGCAACCCGCGCAAUAGAGGUCCUCGCCGCCUGCGCCAACUACGUCAGGUGUCUUGCCACCCCGCCCACCCCAAGGACGCCGGGCGGUGGGUCGUGUGCGAAGUUGGUGCCGUGGAGGGAGGAGGAGGGGGAGGUCGGGGUUGUGGGGAUGGCGUUCUGA